AUGAUUGCUGACACAUUGUGCAACAGAAAGGCAAGGGUAUGGCCUCAGGUAUCGAAGCUGUCCUGGGAAUUCACUGACAGCCCCGCUAGCCAGAACUCUUCGGAGAGUCACCUUUUGCUCUGCCUUUACAGGAGAUUUGUACAUCUCAGGGUGCACAGGGGUGACAUUAGCCUCCAGCUCAAAGAAGUAACGCCAUCCACCAUGAAACCAAGGCACAGUAGGCUGAACCGCGACCCAUACGAGAUUGCCGCCAUGGCGCGCAUUGUCAUACAUCUGCUCCAUUGCGCGCAGCUAUAUGAUAUCUACGUUAGGUAUAUGAGCUAUAUCAAAGACUGAAAUUUUAGAGCUGGGAAUCAGGCUUCAUGGAAGGCUAGAUGGAACGGUUGAGCGAACGGGAGGCUUAAUGGAGCUCGUCCACGAAAUCAAGAUGUCCGUCAGAAAAUAAAAAAAAUUGUAUUGAUUAAAAUAAUGGAAAAUGUAUUUGGUGCCAAGUGAAAAGCUAUGAAGCGAUGCCCAC
Molecule: messenger RNA, 517 nt
Organism: Volvox carteri f. nagariensis
Lineage: Eukaryota; Viridiplantae; Chlorophyta; Chlorophyceae; Chlamydomonadales; Volvocaceae
Exons: 3
Coding region: 1-336 (111 amino acids)
Source: RefSeq, a predicted model, not a curated record